AGGUUGCAAAGAAGAACCAUUCGCUAUUCAGUCUCUUGUUUGGUUUCAUGAAAACUUCAACGAUUUACUAUAGCAGGCACAGGCUGCAUAACUGUGUCACUUCUUCUGAAUCGUCUUCGUUGCCGUGGAUUUCACCUCUUAAGUUUGCAAAAGCUGCAGAACCCAAACCGGAUCCUCCUCCUGAAAUCUGCGUUGCUCCCGGCGAAGCUCAGAGGAAGCGAAGGUAUAUCUCUCACGAGUCUGCGAUUAACUUGAUCAAACGAGAGAAAGAUCCAGAACGCGCGUUGAAGAUAUUCAACAUGGUGUCGGAGCAGAAGGGUUUUAAUCACAACAAUGCCACGUAUUCUACCAUUCUCGAGAAGCUUGCUCGGUUGAAGAAAUUUCAGGCCGUGGAUGGAGUUCUGCGUCAAAUGAGCUAUGAAACUUGCAAAUUCCACGAGGGUAUAUUUAUUAACCUUAUGAAGCAUUUUUCGAAAUUCUCCCUUCAUGAAAAUGUGCUUCACGCGUUUUUCUCCAUCCAGCCAAUUGUUCGUGAAAAGCCCUCUCCCAAGGCUAUUAGCACUUGUCUCAAUCUUUUGCUUGAUUCCAAUCGGGUAGAUUUGGCGCGAAAAUUGCUACUGCAUGCUAAGAGGAGUCUAACGAAUAAGCCUAAUGUGUGUAUAUUUAAUAUCUUAGUGAAGUACCAUUGCAAAAAUGGGGAUUUUGAUUCUGCUUUUGAAGUUGUGAAGGAAAUGAGGAAAUCUAAUUUGUCUUACCCUAAUUUAGUUACUUACUCAACCCUAAUGGAUGGUCUUUGUCAAAGUGGAAGACUAAAGGAAGCUUUUGAGCUUUUUGAGGAGAUGGUUUCAAAGGAUCACAUUGUGCCUGAUCCUCUUACUUACAAUGUUUUGAUCAAUGGGUUUUGUCGCCGAGGUGAACCGGAGCGUGCUAGAAAUGUUGUUGAGUUUAUGAAGAAUAAUGGAUGUCUUCCAAAUGUGGUUAAUUUCACAGCCCUUUUGAAUGGCUUGUGCAAAGUGGGGAAACUGCAGGAUGCAAGAGGCGUUUUGGCUGAGAUGAAGAGUUCUGGUUUGAAACCUGAUGCAGUUACUUAUACUGCUUUGAUCAAUUUCUUUUGUAGGAAUGGCCAGAGUAGUGAAGCUAUAGAGUUGCUUAAAGAGAUGAAGGAAAAUGAGUGCCACGCCGAUACUAUUAUAUUCAAUGUGAUACUUGGGGGACUAGGCAGAGAAGGAAGGUUUGACGAGGCUCUGGAUAUGCUUCAGAACCUCCCACAGCAGGGUGCGUAUUUGAACAAAGUUAGUUAUAGAAUUGUCCUGAAUUCCUUAAUCCAAAAGUGUGAGUUGCAAAAGGCAAAGACAUUGUUGGCGCUAAUGCUAAGUAGGGGGUUUCUACCCCAUUAUGCUACCUCGAAUGAAUUAUUGGUUCAUCUUUGUAAGGCAGGAAUGGUUGAUGCUGCUGCUGUGGCUCUAGUUGACUUGGUGGAGAUGGGGUUCCGGCCAAGACUUGAUUCUUGGGAGCUUUUAAUUGAAUUGAUCUGCAGAGACAGAAAGCUAUUGUAUGUUUUUGAGCUGCUUGAUGAAUUACUGAUCACAAAUACUUGAUAUUUACUUUGUGAAGUAAUGGGUUUCAGAAGUAAUUGGUGUUUAGAUUUCUUAUCUUCAAGCCAAGGAUGAUGAGGAAGUGUUUUAAGACAUAAUGCGAUUGAUGAAUCACAAUGCGGCAGGGGCAUUCUCCAUUAAUAAUUUCAGGAGGAAAUUUUUUGAACCAGCUUAAGGUUCUGGGUUAGUCUAUUUUCUCUUUUUUAAGGUAGCACUUCCCAAUCCCCAUCAUGUCAAGCUUGAGGAAUUAGAUAAUUGACAUCAUUAACAUUUUCCCUUACCCAAAAGUAGAGCGAUGCCACUGUAAUUUACUCAUUUUUAUGUACAAAAACAAAGCAUAAAAUUUUGGUUCAGUGGAAUAAGACCGACCUUUUCUAAUUCCACGACAUGGGAGCAGGGUGCCAAGGUGCCCUAAAUACAAAAGCAUUAAACUCGCCCUCAAAAGACGUUGUAGGUAGGACUUAGAAGUAGAGCAUUCAGUGCCAGGUACUUGAAAAUUUGUUAGAUUCAGUGAAAAAACAUCUGUGCUGUUUUGGUUCGGUUUAACAUAUCUAAUGAUUUAUGCCAUGGCCAUUGUAUGUAGGUUAAAGUGGUGUAUAUUUCAGUAUAUUUUAAAUAAAUGAUAGUUU
This is a messenger RNA of Abrus precatorius (Indian licorice), 2224 nucleotides long. Its product is annotated as pentatricopeptide repeat-containing protein At5g18475. Bases 48 to 1598 code for a protein of 516 amino acids. Gene Ontology annotation, molecular function: protein binding. The record is from RefSeq and is a predicted model, not a curated record. The transcript has a single exon. NCBI's taxonomy places the organism in Eukaryota, Viridiplantae, Streptophyta, Magnoliopsida, Fabales, Fabaceae.